AUGGAAUUUUCUAAGUCCAGCUUUUUUGAUGACCUUGAAGAUGACACAAAAGCACAAAAUUGAACCUUCAAUAACUCAAAUGUAGGAGGUGAGCUAAGAGUUGGAAAUAAAAGGAGUCGAGAAAGCACAGCCAUCAACGAGAGCGAAAAUACAUUUUGGGAAUUAGGAUUAUCAAAGCCACUAAUAAGGGCUUGUGAAGAAAUGGGGUUUACAUGUCCAACGAAAAUCCAAGAACAAUCAAUACCAGAAGUGUUGAAAGGAAAAGACGUAAUUUUGUGUGCUCAAACAGGGUCAGGUAAAACAGCUGCAUUUGGUUUGCCGAUUCUAAGCAAGCUGCUUAGUAGUAGAGUACGAUUUACCACAAAGGUACUCGUAUUAAGUCCAACUCGAGAAUUAAGCCAGCAAACACAUUCUAUGAUAAAAAGUUUUGCUAGCUCUUCUCUGUCCGCGAGCAAAUAAAAAAAUUUUGUUCGUUCCAGACAGGGGUUAAUUAAAAAUUUUAUAUAUAAAUUUUAUUACAAUUUUUUUUUUUAAAAAUCCCAAUUGGAAACAAAUAUUAAUUUAAUUUUGGAAAAUUUAUGUCUUAAAAUUAUACUAAUUUAUCACUUAUAUACGAUGACGCCCCCCUCAAUCUUCAUGUCUACUGCAACAAAAAUUUUUCGAAAAAAUUUUCAUGCCUACUGCAACACAACAUUUUUAUAAAAAAAAAUUAAUGCAUUUUUCUCUAGGUGAGUUUCUCAAAAACCCCAUAAAACAGCGCUGCUGUAGGCGUGUCAAUGACCUUCUCAUCGAGAUUUGGACGGCUAUUGUCAUUGCUCGCCAUUUUAUUAAACUUAUCUAGCUAAAAAGUACAGAAAAAUUUAAGAUGCGCAUCUAAAAUUUGCUGCAAGAGGAUUAUUAUAGACAGGCGCUAGCCAUAUUGGUGGCACAGUCACCAAAGACCUCCCGUGCAGAUGGUUCUACCGCUUUUCGAUUCCAGCCCAGAGGGUCUAUUCCUCUUACGAGUGCCCUUCUGGUACCUUCUGUCUCCUCCUUGCCUUGCGGCUUCAGUCUUGAGUGGGCGGCUUAUGGAUUUCUGCGUCCCUGCUACGGGCAAUUGGAGUAGCUUGAUUCCAAGGAUCCUUAGAGUCUAUCGGGUGUCAAAGUACCUUCCUUCUACAGCUACACGAAAAAGACUGUUCCCCUGUGGCCUGAGCAAAAACCCCAGUUUCUCGGUAGAGGAAUGCCCAUGGGUCCUCGGAUCAAAAGGACGUUGUUGAGCUAAUCUAUUUCCAACCACAGGAAAGCAGCCAAAAUCUGCCCGGAUAUACACUUCUUGAGUCUGCGUCUGAUUCUCGGCUCGGGGUCCGUCCCAGUUCGCAUUAGCCAUAAGGUCUGGAAUGCUGCGCCAAGAGGGCAGGCUGACACGUGUCGCCAUUUUAAUAUAUAUAAUUUGUUGCAAGAGACAUGAAAAAUUAUUAUUUUUUUUAUAUAUAAUUUGUUUCAAGAGACAUGAAAAUUAUUAUUUUUUUAUAUAAAAUUUUUAUAUUAAAAAAUUGCAUUUUUGUUGCAAUAGACAUGAAGAUUGAGGGGGGGGUCAUCGUUAUAUCAAAAUAUUUUUUCAUAAAAAAUUUUUUUAUAUUAAAAACAUUUUUGUUUUCUCUCUUAUAGAGAGUUGAGUUUUGAGCAAAAAUAGGGAUUUUUCCAAUGGUUUUGUUCGCUCAUUAAGGAGGGAGGAAGUUUACUAAACUAAAUUGCCAAGUAGUAAUGGGAGGGGCAAGCUCAACAAAAGAAGCUAAUUUGCUGCAGGAAAUGCCAGAAAUAGUUAUAGGAACUCCAGGAAAAAUUCUCGACCAUAUAAACAACACAAAAGAGCUUAUAUGUGAAAAUAUCGAAUUUCUUGUCCUUGACGAGGCUGACAGAUUACUUGACAUGGGCUUUAUUAAAGAAAUCAAUGAAAUCAUUGAUAAACUUCCAAGCACCAGGCAAACAAUUUUAGCCUCUGCAACCAUGAAUGACAGCGUUAAAGGUCUAUCAAAGCUGGCUUUGAAAUCUGCUGUAAAAAUAGGGAAAUCCGGAGUUCCAGACACUUUAGACCAAAAAAUUGUAAGAAUUAAAGAUGAGAUGAAUAGAGAAGCAGUUGUUUUAUAUCUACUAAAUCACGAAACUCCCAAAGACGUCAUUGUUUUUGUAAAAACAAAAAAAGAAUGCCACAGACUGCAUCUGAUUUUGCAAGUCUUAGGGAAAAAAUCAGGAGAGCUUCAUGGUAAUUUGACACAAUUGCAAAGACUGAGUGCUGUGAAUGACUUCCAAAAUGGUGAUAUUGAUAUCUUAAUAACAACUGAUCUUGCUGCCAGAGGGCUUGAUUUGCCUGUGAAAGCUGUGAUUAAUAUGAAUAUUCCUAGAGAAAUUCAAAGGCUUCUGCAUAGAAUUGGAAGGACUGCAAGAGCUGGGUUGAGUGGGAUAAGCAUUAGCCUUUGCACACCAAAUGAGAGAUCACAGUUGAGAAAAGCUGUCAAACAGUCUAUACCGUCUAUUACACUAAAUCAAGAACUACUAGAAAAAGCUCAUGAUGAAAUUAGUAAAGCAAACAGUGAAGCCAAACAAAUGCUUCAUGAAGAGGAAAUGAAGAAAAUCGAGCUAAAAAGAGAAAAUGAAGUGAAUAAAGAAAAGAAAGGGAAAAAGCCUAUAAAAUUCAGAGAGAGCAGCAAGGAAAUAGCGAAGACCGAAGAAAAAAGUGAAUUGGCAAAUAAAAUAAAGCGGCAUAAGCUUAUGGCAAGCUUAAAAAAAAGAAUUUCAGACGAAAAUAAUUCUUAA
Messenger RNA from Blepharisma stoltei, 2796 nucleotides. NCBI's taxonomy places the organism in Eukaryota, Ciliophora, Heterotrichea, Heterotrichida, Blepharismidae. The record is from the annotation of a GenBank genome assembly.